Messenger RNA from Medioppia subpectinata, 569 nucleotides. The record is from the annotation of a GenBank genome assembly. NCBI's taxonomy places the organism in Eukaryota, Metazoa, Arthropoda, Arachnida, Sarcoptiformes, Oppiidae.
CCACUAUCAGACAAUUCAGUUGCCAAUCGCACAUACCAUACACUUUACGAUCAUAUUCUGUGUUCAGUUAUGUCAUAGUAUUAAAGUAAAAACUUUUUUACACUACUUAUCGACCCAUUGAUGAACCAAAACAUUGUUUUAUGAUAAUUAUUAACAUGUGUUACGCGUCGAGCUUUAUUAGAGUGCAGGCCUUCAUAUACGGCACUCUUGUUAAGUGUCACCAACUCUUCACUCCAUUCACUACUAGUCAUAUCUCUUGUCCUUUCGAUCAAAUGUCAAUAGUUGUGUUCCUGUCUUCAGCCAACAUCUCAAUGGCAUCUCCAAUAAGGGGUGAAUCAUCUCAAAAGCAAUCACCAAAUGCUUCUCCAGCGUCAUCCUCAUCGUCCCGAAGACUAUCAAUGAGUUCAUCUCCCAAAUGGAUAAAUCCGUGUCGACUGCCGACACAUCCUAUAAAUCCUGACAAAGACUUUGCCGGUGCGCCACCGGUUCCCGUCAAAGAGCUCUUACGUAAUGUCAUGAGUAGAGCAAAAGUGGCGAGAAAUCACGGCCAGCAAGUGAAGGAGAUUUUC